Messenger RNA from Oncorhynchus kisutch (coho salmon), 1988 nucleotides. RefSeq names its product 26S proteasome non-ATPase regulatory subunit 6. Gene Ontology annotation, cellular component: proteasome regulatory particle. Bases 206 to 1375 code for a protein of 389 amino acids. Gene Ontology annotation, molecular function: protein binding. The transcript is spliced from 8 exons. The record is from RefSeq and is a predicted model, not a curated record. Gene Ontology annotation, biological process: proteasome-mediated ubiquitin-dependent protein catabolic process. Lineage: Eukaryota; Metazoa; Chordata; Actinopteri; Salmoniformes; Salmonidae.
UUCCCUUAUUAGCCAGACGAGGGCAGCACCAUCUGAUCUUGUCACCCCUCCUGACGUUCUCGCUGUAGCGGAAGUAGCGGACCAGUGUUAUCCGUAGUCAUUGUUAGCUAGCUAGCCGAAUAUAUCUCCCCCUUACCCUUGUUGUCCCAGAGAAGAUAUAUCUGCUAUUUAGCCAAGUCAUUACUUUAAUUUUAUAUUUGCCAAAAUGCCGUUGGAAAAUCUGGAAGAAGAGGGUCUGCCUAAAAACCCUGAUCUUAGGAUAGCACAGCUGAAAUUUUUGCUCACAAUGGAUGGUCACCGACAAGAUGCUAAAGUGAAAACCGAGCUCAUGGACUCAAUCAAAGAAAACGAUAUGGCACCUUACUACGAGAGCCUGUGUAAAGACCUGAAGUGGCAGCUUGACACAGACCUAAUGAGUAAGAUGAAGAAGGCCAACGAGGACGAGCUGAAACGUCUGGAUGAUGUCCUGGAAGAUGCUGAGAAGAACCUCGGGGAGAGUGAAAUUCGAGAUGCAAUGAUGGCUAGAGCUGAAUAUCUAAUCAGAAUUGGGAAUAAGGAGGAAGCGUUGACUGCCUUCAGGAAGACCUUUGAUAAGACUGUGGCCCUGGGACAUCGGCUAGACAUUGUGUUCUACCUGCUAAGGAUUGGACUGUUCUACAUGGACAGUGACCUCAUCACGCGCAACACUGAGAAAGCCAAAAGCCUUAUUGAGGAGGGGGGUGACUGGGACAGGAGGAACCGUCUGAAGGUGUAUCAGGGCCUGUACUGUGUGGCCAUCCGCGACUUUAAACAGGCUGCUGAGCUCUUCCUGGACACGGUGUCCACCUUCACCUCCUACGAGCUCAUGGACUACAAGACUUUUGUCACAUACACCGUCUACGUCUGCAUGAUUGCCCAGAAGAGGCCUGACCUCAGAGAAAAGGUGAUAAAGGGAGCAGAGAUUCUGGAGGUGCUGCACAGUCUCCCUGCUGUCCGCCAGUACCUCUUCUCACUAUACGAGUGUCGCUACUCUGUUUUCUUCCAGUCACUGGCCACAGUGGAGCAGGAUAUGAAGAAGGACUGGCUGUUUGCCCCUCAUUACCGUUACUAUGUGAGAGAGAUGCGUAUCCAUGCCUACAGCCAGCUCCUGGAGUCCUACCGCUCACUCACCCUGGGUUACAUGGCUGAGGCCUUUGGAGUCAGCACAGAGUUCAUUGACCAGGAACUCUCACGAUUCAUAGCUGCUGGUCGCCUCCAUUGCAAAAUCGACAAAGUAAACGAGAUAGUGGAAACAAACAGACCCGAUAGUAAGAACUGGCAGUACCAGGAGACCAUCAAGAAAGGGGACUUGUUGCUCAACCGUGUCCAGAAGUUGUCUCGAGUUAUCAACAUGUAAAAUGGCUGGCCGUGUUCUUUGGGAGGGAGAGCUGGAUUUUGUACCGGUAUCCAAACCAAUAGUUUGAAGAAUUGACCCUCAUUGUGUAUAUAAAAAUUCUUUUUGGUGACUUCGUUUUCCUUUGAUACAGACUUGGAGUUAACAAAUAAAAUCAGUAAAGAAGCGAGUCAAGUUUUGUAUAAAUAGCUGUAUAAAUUAUUUAUUUACAGAAACCUGUUACAAAACAAAUAGAAUAUACAAUCUUCUUUAAAUAUUAAGUAAAUCUAACCUACCAUGUUUGUUCAUGAAUUACAUAGCAGCCAAUACAAGUCCAGCUGAUCAAAUUAUUCUGAUAAUGUAUACAAAAACUGCACGCUCUUACUGAGGAUAUUUUCCUCCCGCAAGCUGUUUCACUUUCACAUUCCAAGUCUGUGGUACUUGAUAAAAACAUCUUUGCAAAGUUUCCAUCACAUGAAAACAAGGUUAGUGUUUUCAGUGGAGGUUGAGGGUAAACAAAACACUUUACUGAACCUGCUACAAGCAAUUCAGAAUUGACCAGGAAGCUUCAACACCCCCUGGUCUGCACCUCAUCUGGAAAACAUUAAAGAAAAGAGUCAACACCAAGGUUUCAUAC